GUCCUGCACUCGUGUACGCCUUGUCCUUCCUCAGGCUGGCUCUGUGGUUCUUCUUCCAUUUCUACUCCCGCUGCACGUCUCCCUUCGUUUGGUGCAGAGCGGUGGGAGGUGGUGGUCAUGGCGACUCAAUCCAACGAGAAUCCCAACAACCAAGGGCCUGAGUUAUCAAAGACAGUGGAAGGGGAUGGGAAGGAUGUCAAAGGAGAGGCUGCCAAUGAAGCUUCAGGAGAACCAGUGUUUACAAUACCACAACCAGUAAGGGAGGAUCAAGUGCAGAAUGCUGUUAAGUUUCUAUCUCAUCCAAGAGUACAGGGUUCCCCGAUCAUUCACAGGCGUUCCUUUCUUGAAAGGAAAGGCCUGACAAAGGAGGAAAUAGAUGAAGCCUUUCGCCGUGUACCUGACCCUCCUCCAAAUGCUACCAGUGUUGAGGCUGCUACCAUAAAUCGGGCUGUGCAGCCGAAAUCAUCUACAGGCUUGCAGCCUCAAGCCUCGGUACAAACUCCACAACCAGCUGCUGCUCCUGCUAGUGGGGUUCCUGUGGCUACAAGUUUGCAGAAAUCCAGAUUUCACUGGUCCCAUGCACUUCUUGCCACAGGGGUGCUAGCUGCUUCAGGCGCUGGUACAGCUGUUCUUUUUAAGAGUGUGGUUGUUCCUAAGCUGAAAUCUUGGAUCAGAAAGGUUGUUGCAGAAGAAAGUGAAUCUGAUAAGAAAGAUAAACAGAGUUCCAGGUUGGCUGAAGAAGCAACAGAAGCUGCAAAAGCAGCUGCCUCUGCUGCUGCUGUUGUUGCUAAAGCAAGCCAUGAAUUGUUAAAUGCUAAAAAUGAAGAGAGGAAGUACUUUGAGGCUUUUAUGGGAGCACUAGAUAUGCAAGUGAAGGAGAUGAAAUCCAUGGGUGAUGCUAUUCAUAAGUUGGAAAGCAAAAGGGGAACCAGUUUAUCUCAAGAGAAGCUGCUAGAAGAGUAUAUCCAAUCCACGGUAGGGAAUGGGCCAGCUAACAACUCAUGGAGAACUUCUCAGGUCAGUCAACCAGAUGCAAGUCUCCCCUCUAUGUUUUCAAAGCAAGCUAGAGUAAACGGCAUGCCAAAUAUGGACUUUGGAAGAGCGAGGCCUUCAUCCACACCUGCAUCAGUGGACUCUAUAUCUGCACCACACACAAAGCUAUCUAUGGAGGAGGUCAAUGACAUGCAUCCAAGUCCUGAUCAACCACCAACAAAACCUCCUUCAGCUCCUAGACCAAAGCCAUAUUGGGAGGUGCGUCAGCAACCUCAGCAAAGGCCCAGCGGUGACCUCGUUUCCCAAUCAAGCAAUGAAGGGUUGAGUUCUGAAAUAGAAGAGAGCACCAACCCCUCCUUUCCGAUUCAGACGAUUGGGAAGGCUCAUGAUGCUUCAGAGCCUUGGUGGAGGAAGAGGACUGCAAAAAUAACCGAGAUAGAGCCUGAAAUGAAGGAACCAAAACAGUUCCCUUAUGGAAUCGGAACCAGAGAAGGGCCUAGUCAGCGGAGAUGGGUCCCACCUCAGCCACCAGCGAUUUCUAUGGCAGAUGCUGCCGCUGCCAUUCGACACCCGAAACCAUCUGCUCAAAAGCAGCAGCAGUCAGGGGAUGAGCGGUCGGCGGCGAGCUCUGAUGAUGGAGAGGAGAGGAUGGUGAAAGCACUUGACUCUGCUGUUGAGGUGGAGACCUCCAGUGUUGCAGAAACAAAUCAGACUGAAAUACAAGAAGAACGGGCAGAUGGAAUUGAAGUAAACUGAUAGCUCAAAAUAAGAGUUUCAAAUACUUUACACUGUUAUAGCAUACUCUUUUAAGGGGAGAGACAGGGUAGCAAAUGACAACAGUUCUUGUCCCCUUUACUUGUUUAUUAUGCAUCAUUGAACUGAUCUAUAUUUCAUAUAUAUAUUUGCUUCUAAACCACAUUGGAAGGUA
This is a messenger RNA of Phoenix dactylifera (date palm), 1921 nucleotides long. Its product is annotated as peroxisomal membrane protein PEX14-like. The record is from RefSeq and is a predicted model, not a curated record. Lineage: Eukaryota; Viridiplantae; Streptophyta; Magnoliopsida; Arecales; Arecaceae. Gene Ontology annotation, biological process: protein import into peroxisome matrix, docking. Gene Ontology annotation, cellular component: peroxisomal membrane; peroxisomal importomer complex. Gene Ontology annotation, molecular function: signaling receptor binding.